AUGCAGGACAAGCUUCUGCAAGUAGCAAGCAGGAGCAACGCGAUCUACGCGCGACAGCAGGGCGUCGCGGGCACCCGAGCCAAGCAGCACCCUGUGAAGAAGCUGGCGGAUCAGCUCAAGGACGAGAUCAGCGACAACGAUGAGGACGUGGCCUACGUCAUGCCCGAGCACGUCGAGGAGCGACCGCAUAAGUCGGCGAGGGAGAUCAGGAAGGAAGAGAUCUCCUCCGACGAGCGACACGCAGAGCGAGUGCUGCCCGAGCAUGCGGUCGAAGGCAAGCAUAUGUCAAGAGCAGCGAUGCGGCAGCAGGAGAUCAGCGAGGACGAGCGCAGAGCUGAUGCCGUUCUGCCUGAGCAUAAUGUGGAGCGAAAGUUGAGCUUGAAGGAAUCUCAGAUCGCCAAGAAGGAGGAGGACGACAACCAGAAGUCAGCUGAAGCUGUGGUUCUUCGAGGAGGAAUGCAAGGGAUUUUAGAUGCUGAGCGUCUCCAACUCAAGAGGAAAGACGAGAGAUUCCAUCAUCUGGUGGAGCAGGAGAGAGAAGUUCGCACCUCCCCCCUCCUCGUGGUGGAGCGGAAGCACCCGAAAGUCACCAAGGUUGAGAAGGAGCUGAAGGAGCAGCAGCCCAGGAUCUCCAACGUGCCCAUGGUGAAGGAUGCGUCGCAGAAGCUGCGAGAUGCUCAGAGCAUCAGGCUGCCUGCUCGUCAACCUGCUCGUCAACCAGCAGCUGCUCGUGUGCAGCCCAAGACCGAAGGACCGGCGAAGGUGACGGCAACUCAGCCGGCAGCUGACCACGAGGACAAGAGCGCUCGCAUUGCGAAGAUGCUUCAAGGUGGCCGGAGCUUUGAAAACAAAAUUCAUGCAAAAGCUUAAGGCAUAGGCAGUCACGCCUGGCCGUCACAAAGUAAAUCAGAAGAGGAAG
Messenger RNA from Guillardia theta CCMP2712, 919 nucleotides. RefSeq lists its product as hypothetical. The record is from RefSeq and is a predicted model, not a curated record. Bases 1 to 870 code for a protein of 289 amino acids. NCBI's taxonomy places the organism in Eukaryota, Cryptophyceae, Pyrenomonadales, Geminigeraceae. The transcript is spliced from 8 exons.